ACUGAUAAAUGUUUGUAAAACAAUGCUUAUUAAUUAUUAUUCAAUAUUUCAAUUGUUUAAAAUAAUAUAAUAAUUAAAUAAUCUAUUAUGUUAGAUGUUUUUUAAAUUAUCUAUUUAAAGUUGUAAUUGAAUUUAUAUUAUUUACGGUUUUGUACAAGAUAUCAAUACUAUGAGUGAAACAUUAAGAAUAUUAAAAAAACAGUCUAAAAAAAGGAAAGAAAUGAUUGCAAAAAUACUAGGUUUCUCAAAUGUACAACAGUUAAGAGAAGCAUUAAAUCCUUAUAGAAAGAAAAAAAAUCAAACGCGCUCAAUUAAAAAAUAUAAUGCUAAAGUAACGAGUAUAGAACCAACUUUUGAGGAUUCAAUACCAUUUCUUAAAGAUACAAUAUUGUAUAAUCCACACAAUGAUUAUUGUCAGCAUUUUAUUGAUACUGGUCAACGUCCACAAAAUUUUAUUAGAGAUGUUCACAUUGACAACAGAUAUGAAGAAUUUCCUAAGCUAAAGGAAUUAGUUCAUUUAAAGGAUCAACUUGUAUUUGAAACUGCUGCUCCUCCAAUGUUUCUAAAGUGUAAUCUUAGCACAUAUAAUUUAAAAAGUUUAAAUGUUAAAUUUGAUGUUAUACUUGUUGAACCACCUUUAGAAGAAUAUCAACAAACAUUAGGUAUAACCAGAAAAGAUCUAUGGAAUUGGAAACAAGUAAUGGACUUGAAAUUAAAUGAAAUAGCUGCUCGUCGUAGUUUUAUUUUUCUUUGGUGUGGUUCAUCUGAUGGUUUGGAUAAUGGUCGUGAUUGUUUACGUCACUGGGGUUUUAGGCGCUGUGAAGAUAUUUGUUGGAUUCAAACAAAUAUUAAAAAUUCUAACCAUUUAAAAUGUUUGGAACCAAAUGCUCUUUUCCAACGUACUAAGGAACAUUGUUUAAUGGGUAUCAAAGGGACAGUCCGUCGAUCUAUAGAUGGUGAUUUUAUUCACUCAAACAUUGAUACUGAUUUAAUUAUUAGUGAAAAGAAUGACUAUGGUUCAAUGGAAAAACCGGCAGAAAUAUUCAAUAUUAUAGAACAUUUUUGUCUCGGAAGAAGAAGAUUACAUCUAUUUGGUUGCGAUGGUAGUAUACGUCCAGGAUGGCUAACUCUGGGACAAGAAUUGACUAUUUCUAAUUUCAACAUUGAUUUAUAUCAAAGUUAUUUCAUCAAUGGUAAAUUAACAACUGGUUGUACAAAUCGUAUUGAAGAAUUAAGACCAAAGUCUCCUCCUUCUUUUAAUAAAUGCCAAAAUAAAUGAGAAAAGAUUUUUUUUAAGAAUAGAGAAUAGAAGUAUUAGAAUAAUAUAACAAUUAUUAAUUUAGUCUGAUACUUUAUUUAUGCACUGAUAACAUAUAAAUAUAAAUUAAACAUAUUAUUAUAUUUA
Messenger RNA from Aphis gossypii (cotton aphid), 1405 nucleotides. RefSeq names its product N6-adenosine-methyltransferase non-catalytic subunit-like. The transcript is spliced from 6 exons. Gene Ontology annotation, molecular function: mRNA binding. Gene Ontology annotation, cellular component: nucleus; RNA N6-methyladenosine methyltransferase complex. NCBI's taxonomy places the organism in Eukaryota, Metazoa, Arthropoda, Insecta, Hemiptera, Aphididae. The record is from RefSeq and is a predicted model, not a curated record. Bases 170 to 1279 code for a protein of 369 amino acids.